AAUAGUGUAAUACUAAGAGCCCCAUUUUAUUUCUGUUUUCCUUUCUUCUCUACCUCUUCUGCAUCAAGCUGUCGUGACCCUCGCAAACAGGGGACUGAUGAAAACGCUUCUCUACUUGAUAAAGACCAGGUUCGAGCAAGAAACCUGGUUUUUGAAUCAUCUGGUCAUUCAGACAUGUUGAUGUGGUUAAAGGGACUUGCCUUGAACCCUUUCAAUUUGAAAGCGCCGCAUCAAGUGCAAAAGUUACGGAAUCAGUGUCUUAAAGUCAGGAAAAUUUUGUUUGCGGAAUCUGUUGGGAGUACUCAGAUGAAGCGAAAACUGGAACAGUUACAAGAAGAUACUGGUUCUGCAGUGGCUUAUGUAUCUGCUGAGAAUGAAUCUGACACUCCAAAUUUCAAGAAGAUUUGUGAAGAGAAAACCUCUUCUGCUUCUUCUUCAGUGAAUUCUGGUGAUAGCGCUGAUGACAACAGUUAUCAUCUUGUCUGUAAGUUGCAGAGCACAGGUAGUUCAUUGACAUUGGAGUAUAGAUAUCAUGAGAAACCAGUAGAUACCAAUGUCACUAUUGUGGAUGGUGCAAAACAAUAUAGAUAUCAUGAGAAACCAGUAGAUACCGAUGUCACUUUUGUGGAUGGUGCAAAACAAUCUGAUCUAUACAGCACAGAUGGUUCUCGCUUAAUUGAGACAGAUGAAUCAGUUACUGGUUUAAACCAAUUGAGUCCUGAAAUCUUGAAUGAACCAACCAUGGCAAAUUUUGAUGAUUCUGUCCACGGUCCAGAGUUUUCAAGUACAGAUGAAAAUGAUUCAUUACUUCUAAAAGCAUUGAAGCUUUGGAUUUCUAAGGGUGAUAAUCCUUUAAAAUCCGUUUCAAUGGAAGACAUCAAUGGUUCAACAUACAAAUCAGAGUUGAUUAGUGGAGAGGAUGAAGAUUUGAAACUUAGAAAAGCAUUGAAGUUAUGGCUUUCCAAUGGUAGGUGUCUUCCAAAACCUGUUAUUCCCACUGGGUCAGGCUUUCAGGCUGAAAUUCCAGAAUGGACAGGCUCAACCAAUAGGGGAAAUGACGACUUAAGGUGGUUGGGCACCCAAAUUUGGCCUAUUAAAGGCAAGGGUAAAGGAAAUGUUGUGAAAGAAGUUGGAAAAGGGAGACCUGACUCUUGCUCUUGUAUUUCACCAAGAUCUGCUGAUUGUGUCAAACGCCAUAUUCGUGAAGCUAGUAUCUGUUUGCAGUCUGAAAUUGGUCCUGCCUUUCUGAGUUGGAAGUUUGAUGAAAUGGGAGAAUCUGUUUCCAAGUCUUGGAAGGUGAAAGAACAACAAGCCUUUAAAUCUCUUGUGAAAAUGAAUCCGCUAUCAAAUGGAACAUGUUUUUGGGAGCUUGCCUUGAAGCGUUUUCCAUCCAAGUGCCAAAAGCGCCUUGUGAGCUAUUACUACAAUGUGUUUAUCCCUAGACGCAUGAGCCUCCAAACCAGAUCUUCCCGGGAGGAAAUUGACAGUGAUGAGGACCAGGUAGACGAUGAGGCUAACUAACUCGGCUUGCCGAUACAAUACUACAUUAGCCUUUAUACCCCCAGGUAGCUUGAAAUUGACAAUGAGCACGCAACUUGUGCCACUAAGUUGGGGUACAAACCCCAUUUUUUUGUAGACUGAUUUUGUCCAAUCAAAUAGCUGAGAUUCUUAUACAUAUCCCAUACAGAAGCUGUUUCAGCACCAAACGAUUUUUGAUGAUGAUGUCCAAAUGCAAUAUGAGAUUCUUCAUAUGUUUGUUACGUUUACUGUGUUAGAGUGAAUGGACUCCAAGAAACCAUUUAGAGUUCUGGUAAUUUCCACUUUAAAGCAUGAACAGCCUGUUUAAAUGUUUCAAGUAUGAUUGAAAGGGAUAUAAAAGUAUUAAAGUUUUCUUUA
Ziziphus jujuba (common jujube) is the source of this 1896-nucleotide messenger RNA. RefSeq lists its product as uncharacterized. Lineage: Eukaryota; Viridiplantae; Streptophyta; Magnoliopsida; Rosales; Rhamnaceae. The annotation marks the transcript as partial. The transcript is spliced from 2 exons. The record is from RefSeq and is a predicted model, not a curated record.